UUUGCAGUAACUUAAAUACAUUAACAGUUUUUCCUCUUUUUUUUGUGGAGCAGAGGUGCCUUUGAGGACCAGUUCUUCAUUUAUCUCUUAUGUGUUAAACGUUGGGCUUAAAAGACAAUUAAAUCUAGUGCUAAAUGCUUUAAAUCAUAAUAUAGUCAUCACUUCUAAAAGACUGGACUGUAUCUGGGUUGUUUUCGAUGAUCAUAGAAUGUUAUUACUUAUAUCACUUUCCCUUUUACUCUUGCAGUGGUAGUAAUUUCCUUGCUGAAAUUAGAAUUAUACAGAGGAAACGCUGUAUAAAGUCACUGUUUUAGGCAAAUUAUUAAGAUUUCGUAAGGCUACAUGAAUUUGAUAUACCAUCAGAUAAUAGGAGAUGUAGUCUCUUGGCAGUUUAAAAUGAAGACUCCCUAAAUGCAGUGCUGGAUCAUGGUGCAAAGCUCUAGAUGUCUUUAUGUUAUACCAGCUCUUGAAAUCGUCAAUUUUUACCCUAGCAGAGCAUUGUUACAAUGACCCAUGUAUAACAGUUGAGAAACCUUUUCACAAUCAUGUGAACAUGUUUGUCAUCAGGUAGUAUCACAGUUCAGGAGCGAUAUGUGGGAAGAUUCGAGUUUUGGAGCACAUUUAGCAGCAAAGCAGAAUAGAAAUGGAUUAGGCCAAAGUAUGUGUGAAAAUACAAUAAAUGAAUAAACUCGAAACAUAGACUGUCCGUCAUCCAACAUUUUGAUUGAAGACAAUGGACUGAAGUCCCAAAACAAAAUAAAGCCCCGGCUGUGUUGUCAGAGUCACGUUCAACAUUCAGAACUCUGUCCCAGUUGGCAGCAGCACAUCUCUUCAUAUGGGAUGGGCUAAACCCCGUCCAAUGGCAGCUUUCUAGGAGCUAAGGAUAAGUUAUAGGGGUGGUUUUCUGUUCAAAACAUUUCCCCAGGACUGCAGCAAACCGUGGACCAAGAGACUUCAGGGAAAGGAGAAGUGAUUUCAUAACAGCUCAAUUGGGCAGAGCUUUUGCAGCUGUUUCUGGUAUUAUGGAUCGAGAGAGCGAUUUGUGUCAAGGAGAUGUUGGAGAGCCGGCGCUCCUCGUUGCUCAGGUGCUGCUGAGGCUCCAGAAGGCUGUCGUCGCAGUGGUCUUACGCAUCCGACAGACCAUUGUACAAAGCUUUGUUGUGUCCUCUGUUGUCGUCCUGCUCCUCUGGAUCGCCGCCUUUUUAUAUGGGAGCUUCUACUACUCCUACAUGCCCAGGGCGGCUUUUUCCACACCUGUGCACUAUUAUUACAGGACGGACUGUGAAUCCCCCUCCUCUUUUUUGUGCACUUAUCCAGUGGCCAACAUCUCACUGAUGAGGAACAAGAAACAUGUUCUGACAUUUGGCCAAGCCUAUCAGAUCUCCCUGCAACUGGAGAUGCCUGAUUCUCCAACCAAUCAGGAACAGGGGAUGUUCAUGAUCAGGGCAGCCUGUUUCUCUCGGGACGGAGGCCAAGUUGCCUCCUCUUCUCGCCAUGCAAGUAAACAGCUGUCUGCCUCCAGCUCUCGCUUUGGUAUUCUGCGAUACCAAUCAGACCUGCUGAGGUACCUGGGAACUCUGCUGUUCCUCCCAGCCUUUCUGAGUGGAGCCGCUGAGCAGAAACAAAUUCUGGACGUGGAGCUCUUUUCAGACUACACAGACGACCCGUACACCCCGUCUACCACUGCUGUCAUUGAGAUUCUGUCCAACAAGGUGCAGAUCUACUCUUCACAUCUCUACAUUCAUGCUCAUUUCAGUGGUCUAAGAUACCUGUUGUUCAACUUCCCUCUCAUAUCAGCUGUGGUGGGUGUGUCCAGCAACUUCAUCUUCCUCAGUUUGCUCUUCCUCAUCAGCUACAUGCGGCUGCUGUUGAAAGUCGAAUGGAGUCCAGGGCAGCUCCGGUCAGAUGGGUUGCUGUCAUUCGAUGGGACGACCAUGAACAACAACCAGCAAGAGGACGGAAAAGAUGCUGCAAGUGCUGCAGAACCACCUGGUCCGCCGCAGACAACCCCAACAAAUGUGAGCAUGGAUGGAUACGACACAGAGGGGCACAACAGACAGAUGAAUGGUCAGAGUGGAAGAAAUGAAUCACAGUCCAUCAAUAAUGGAGAGGGAGAAGGAGUAGAGGGAGGACUCACAAAGCUCCCAUUCACCACUAACAAAUACACUGAGUGAUAACCUGAGUUUCCCCAUUUAAGCUCCUCCACACUGAUGCUUUAUUGUUUGGACCCCCUAAUUUAUGGGCUUGACUUGUCUGAAACUUUAUACAAAUCUCUCAUUUCUUAUAUUUCUUUUAUUCCUUGAACAGUCAAGAGUCAAAAUAAGUAAUACAGCCUUGAAAUAGUGAAAUAAUUCAAUAGAUUUUUAAAACACAGUGUCAUAACAUUUGUCACAAUGUUUUAUUCCAUUUCAUUUCAGCUCCUCCAGCUCCUUUUUCCAAAUUCAGUUGUUAUUUCACAGUGCAGUUUCAUUUAAUUUCAUUCAAUAAUGCCACAUAUUUUUUCUGUCAAUCAAAAUAAACAGGGCAGAGCCAUUUGUGUAAUUGACUCUCUUGUGUAAAUGGCUUUGGUCUGAAAGACUGCACAGCCAUUCUGUCUCAGUCUUUUGUCUUGAUUGACAGACAAAGACUUGGUAAUAAAAAGCAGUAUCGUGAAAUGAAGUGUUCGCGGGUAAGAUCUGAAAUGAAAAACUGGGGGAAAUACAUACAUACAUACAUAAAUAGUUGAUUAACUGGUAAAGGGAAAUGAAAAGAAGCUGUCAUGUGGCAGGCAUGUUGAGAAAACAAAAAGUGAGCUUUAAUCACAUAAAGCUUAAAUCUGGACAACAGAAACUGGCAGACAAUUAAAACAGAAAACACAGGCAGGGUCAAAUCCAAUAAACUAAAUAGAAAUACAUCAGUUUAACGCAACCACAGUUAGUUUUUACCUGGUUAUGAAAGAGUCUAAAUUUAUAUGAGUAUCAUAUACCUACACCUAUCAGUGGGACCAAAUGUAGAGUGUAAUAGCCUCUGUUUACUUUUUUGAAGGCUACAGUAAGUAUGAUUUUAGCCAGUUAACAAGAAGCAGGAGGGAAUGUUUCUCUAGAUAUGUUGAUGAAGGUUCUCAGUCAUCCAGGUCACGGUAGUUCAAAGUGCUGUGUCACAGGCAACUGGACUUGUUUCAAUUUCUUUAAGAGGUCACAAUUCUUAUCCAAGAGGCUUCUUCAGUUCUAACUAACUGGAGAGGAGCUGCAGCCUUUUAAACUGUGUAGGAGAGUCCUUACAGAGUCGUUAAUGACAUGUUUGAACUCUGAGUUUCAGAGUUGUUAAGGCCACGUUUGGGUUGUUGAACUAACCGGCCUUCAUGUGGGUUGCUAGGGCUAGGUGAGCCCAGAUGUGGAUGGCUGUUAAGCUGUCUGGGGAGAGAACUCAGCACUGAAUUGUAAGUGGUUUUUGAGUAGCGUUGGAAUUUUUUUUUUAUUUGUUUUUGUCGGUGGGAACACACACCAAUUUUGUACUCAAGGGCCUUAAAAAGCAGCAAAAUAACAUAGUUCCUUGUAGUAGCUUUACUAAGGUAAAAAUAACAUUAAACAUUAACUGAGGUAAACAUAAAAUACACAGGGACUAACUAACUACAAAUCAGUGAAUACAGAAAACAGGUGGAAAAAAAUACAAAGACAGGAAGUGUAAAAAAAGCAUGACACAUGAUGAGUCUCUUUCAACAUAAAACAGGAAAUAAAUGUAAAACCCAAGACCUUGACAGAAGCCGGAUAAAUGAUUCUAAAAUUCUAUUUAAUGAUUUUACAUUUUCAUGGUUACAUCAUAUAUUAUAUCUGUAUUUCUUCAUGUGAAUAUUUAUUUCAGAAUUACUUUUUACUUAUAUUACUUAUAACUGUUUGUUUAUCUUAGCACUCUGGUGGUCCAUGUAUUUGGGACGUACAUAGUAUAUUAAUAUUUUGACACUGAUGCUGAAUGGCUGGGCUUCCUGCUUUCCUAUUUCAGUUAUCCAGUGUAUGAUUUUGAAGCUGUUUCAUUUGCAACUUAUAACUAGUAUACUGGCUGAAAUGUUACUUUAAAAUGUUGAUAAUCAUGUUAAAUUAUGAUUACAGCAUGUGAUGCAGCCUGUUCAUCUUUGCACCUUUAUAAAAAUAUGUUAAAGGAGACAUACUCAUUUUCAGGUUCAUGGUUUUAGUUUAGUUGCUACUGGAACAGGUUUACAUGCUUGAAUGUUCAAAAAACACAUCAGUCUUCUCAUAUUGUCCACAUAGUGGAUGCAGCACUAUUCUGUCUGAGUAGCUCUGUUGUCGCUAAAGCCCGGUGUCCUCUGAUUGGUCAGUUCAUACACGUCUGGGCCAGCAGCGCAAACAACAACAGAGCAGCUGUGCCAAGUCUUGUGCCAAACUAGCAGAUGCAAAUGCAAAUGUGUGAUAUGGUGACAUAGUUGUUGACUACUGAUGAGGCAUUUCAGGAGCAGUGUUUUCUGUGGGAGAGAGGAGCUUCUGUUGGUGACUUUAACCUUUUUAAUGUUAACCUUUUACAUGUACAAGAAUAUAAAAUACUGAAGGGAGGGAAAAAAGUAAAAUGCCAUAAUAUAUCUCAAACCAAAAUGUUUGUGACUUGUCUCCAUUCUAAGCUACAUUCUGUUGCAAUAAAACCUGUGAAAAAUG
Acanthopagrus latus (yellowfin seabream) is the source of this 4643-nucleotide messenger RNA. RefSeq names its product seipin-like. Gene Ontology annotation, cellular component: endoplasmic reticulum membrane. Gene Ontology annotation, biological process: lipid droplet organization; lipid storage. The record is from RefSeq and is a predicted model, not a curated record. The coding region runs from base 1023 to 2174 and encodes 383 amino acids. NCBI's taxonomy places the organism in Eukaryota, Metazoa, Chordata, Actinopteri, Spariformes, Sparidae. The transcript has 10 exons.